AACCGGCUGACGGGAGCGGGGCGGAGCGUGUGAGGGAGGAGGAAGCGGCGCCGUACACUGGCCGUACACAGCGACCCUUGUCUCCGGUCACCGAGGCCAUGCUGAGGCCCUAAGCCCCGGGUGUUGAGUGUCGGUGUGUGCGGGAUGGCGCAGUGCCUGCUCUCCGUACAGGAGUUCCUCCAGGACUCGUUCAUCCCUCAGGUGGCGGCCCUGUGCAGUGACGAGGCCGAGAGACUGGCCAGGAAGAAUCAGCUGUCCUUCUGUGAGCUGGUCCGGCCCUUCUGCAGGCUCAGCACUGAGGUUCAUAUGCGGGAUCCCAACAAUCAACUUCAUGUCAUAAAAAACCUAAAAAUUACUGUCAACAACAUCGUUACUCAAGCACCUUUACAAGCAGCAGUCCGCAAACUUCUGAAUGAUGUUGUCUCAUCCAGCCAACCUGCUGAAAGUUUGGUACCAAAUGUGAUUACUGCGGGCGAUUAUGACCUUAAUAUCAGUGCAACUACGCCAUGGUUUGAGUCCUACCGAGAGAGUUUUUUCCAGUCCAUGCCAGCCUCGGAUCAUGAAUUCUUAAACCACUAUUUAGCCUGUAUGUUGGUAGUUUCUUCACAUGAACCAGAACCUGUGGAGCAGUUUCUCAAGUUAUCUCAAGAGCAACAUCGGAUUCAACACAGUAAUGACUAUAACUAUCCCAAGUGGUUUACACCCAACACUUUGAAGUAUUAUGUUCUGCUGCAUGAUGUCAGUAGUGAUGAUGAGAAAAGGGCUGAUACAAUAUAUGAAGAAAUGAUACAAAGGUAUGGGACUCAAGGAUGCUACUUACUAAAGAUUAAUUCGCGAACGUCUCUUAAAGGAACAGAUGAGCAAAUACCCGAUCCCUGGAGCCAGUACAUCCAGAAAAACACCAUGCAAUAUCAAGAUGCCUAUGAAGAUAGUUCCAGUACUGCUUUACCAAACAAGAAUUCAGACCAUGUAAUUUCUGUGGAUGGUUUGGAACACUCUGUGAAAGACGGUUUAUCAAACAAUUUUAAGACUCAUCCACUUGACCAGAUCAAUGAUGCUGGAGGUAGCUUUGAUGGACUGGAUAAUGAAAGAAUGCAGAGUUCAGUCAGUGAAACGAAGAAGAACGCAUCAGGAACUCCCCAUGGCAGUUGUUUGACUCUUACUGAUCACGAUCGCAUUAGGCAGUUUAUACAGGAGUUUACCUUCCGUGGACUCAUACCUCAUAUAGAAAAGACUGUCCGUCAGCUUAACGAUCAGUUAAUAUCCAGGAAGGGACUGAGUCGAUCAUUGUUUUCUGCCACAAAGAAAUGGUUCAGUGGUAGUAAAGUACCAGAGAAAAGCAUUAAUGAGCUAAAGAAUACCUCAGGAUUAUUAUAUCCACCUGAGGCACCUGAACUUCAGAUAAGGAAAAUGGCUGAUCUGUGUUUUUUGGUGCAGCAUUAUGAUCUGGCAUACAGCUGCUAUCACACUGCAAAAAAGGACUUUCUAGGUGACCAGGCAAUGCUUUAUGCUGCUGGGGCUCUGGAAAUGGCUGCAGUGUCUGCUUUUCUACAGCCUGGUGCUCCCAGACCAUACCCUGCUCAUUACAUGGACACAGCAAUACAGACAUACAGAGAUAUAUGCAAGAGUAUGGUUCUUGCAGAAAGGUGUGUCUUACUAAGUGCUGAAAUUUUAAAAAGCCAAGGAAAGUAUUCAGAAUCUGCUGCCCUCCUAAUUCGUCUUACAAGUGAGGACUCUGAUUUGCGGAGUGCAAUACUUCUUGAACAAGCGGCUCAUUGCUUCAUUAACAUGAAGAGUCCUAUGGCGAGGAAGUUUGCUUUCCAUAUGAUACUAGCAGGCCAUCGUUUUAGUAAAGCAGGCCAGAAAAAGCACGCCCUGCGAUGUUAUUGUCAGGCAAUGCAAGUGUACAAAGGGAAAGGUUGGUCGUUAGCGGAGGACCACAUCAACUUUACCAUUGGUCGUCAGUCGGUCACACUGCGCCAGUUGGACAAUGCAGUCUCUGCUUUCAGGCAUAUUUUGAUUAAUGAUAGCAAGCAGCCCGCAUUGCAACAAGGCGCUUUUCUUCGGGAGUAUCUUUAUGUGUAUAAGAAUGUAUGUCAACAAUCUCCUGAAAGUCCUUUACCCCAACUCCCGCUGCCAUACAUCAAUAGCUCUGACACGCGUGUUUUUUUUGGUCAUGAUAGGCGGCCUUCUGAAGGUGAAAAACAAGCUGCCACUCAUGUGAGUCUUGACCAAGAGUAUGACAGCGAGUCCUCGCAGCAAUGGAAGGAGCUAGAGGAACAAGUGGUAGCUGUUAUCAAUAGAGGUGUCCCCCCACCUAACUUCCAACCAACACAGUAUUGUUUAAGUAGCAAUUCAGAGAACUCCAAAUUCCCGUUGGCUGUUGUACAAGAGCCAAUAACUGUGGAAGUGUCUUUUAAGAACCCUCUGAAGGUUCCCCUUUUAUUGACCGAUUUAUCUCUACUGUGGAAAUUUCAGCCAAAAGACUUUAGUGAUGAAAAUGAGGAACUCAAAGAGGCGCUUAGCAAUGACAAAGAUCUGCUAUCAAAGGGAAAACAUUUCAGCGAUGUCAUUGGCACAGAAGAGAUAAGUGAAUUUUUAAUCAACAGCGAAGAAACUAAAAUCGCUCGACUAAAAUUGUUUCCUCUUCAAACUGGGGAGCUGCAUAUUCUUGGGAUCGUUUACAACCUCAGCACCAUUCAAAGUGCGAACUUGGAUGGCGUCAACCCUCUGAACAGUGUACCGGCUGGAAAAUUUAUUUCUAACGGAAUGUCAGUGAGAGGACGUCAGGACUUAGAGAUUCAAGGCCCUCGAUUGAAUAGUACAAAGGAAGAGAAAACCUCCAUUCAGUAUGGGCCCGAUCGUCGCUUAGAUCCAAUUAUAGUCCCACAAAUGCCUUUAUUGGAGGUGUUUUUUAUCAAUUUUCCUACCGGGCUACUGUGUGGAGAAAUCAGAAAAGCACAUGUGGAAUUUGUGAAUGUGAGCAAGUGCCCACUGACGGGGCUCAGGGUUGUGUCCAAGAGGCCUGAGUUCUUUACAUUUGGAAGCAAUACAGAAGCACUAACACCACUAAGUCCUGCAGCCUCAGUGAACUGCAGUGCCUAUAAAACUGUUGUUACAGACUCUACCUCUGGGUGCUCUUUGUUGACAUCCUCUAUUACUCCAGUAGACUUUGGUUUUGGUAGUGGGAAACAACCGGGGGUUGUAGAAAUUCCACUCACAGACUCUGUUUUAGCUCCUGGUGCAUCAGUACAGCUCCCGCUGUGGUUAAGAGGGCCUGAUCAAGAAGGAGUCCAUGAGAUAAAUUUCUUGUUCUACUAUGAAAGCACAGAAAAACAAUCAAAAAUGCGACAUCGUGUCUUAAGGCAUACUGCAGUUAUAUGUACCAGUAAGUCCCUGAAUGUGCGGGCGUCUGUCUCUAGGAGUAAUGCACUGGAAGAUGAAGAAAGCAAAUCUGCAAAUAUGCUUGUAUUUGUAGAUGUGGAGAACAUGCACAUGAGUGAAGCGGGUGUGAAAGAAUUUCAUAUAGUUCAAGUGUCAAGCAGCAGUAAGAACUGGAAACUGCAGAAGUCUGUAAAUCCCACUGCAGACAAAGACACUAAAGUAACCAGCAGAGAAAGGGCCAAAAUGUGCUUCAAAGCUGUUCGAUGCAAAUUCUCCUCCCUAGAUGAUGAGAAAUCAUUGGACAGAUACACGUUUGGGGACAUUGUCUUUGGAGAUGAACAGAUAAUUAGUUCGACCACCCCAUGCGCAGACUUCUUUUUCCAUAGUUGCCUGUUGCAAUAUAAGAAAAAAAAAGCAUUCCAUACAGAUGGGCAUUCAAAAUCGAUCCCUGAUGAAGCAGUCAGGUUGAUACAAAAUUGCAGUGAAGUGAAUCUUCAUUUAAUUGUUUUGUGGAAGGCAUAUGUUAUUGAAGAUAACAAGCAAUUAAUUUUGGAAGGUCAACAUCAUGUGACUUUGCAUGCUGUUGGAACAGAAGCAUUGUCAUUCCCUCAAAAACAGGAACAGUCGGAGAUGGUACUGUUAAAAUUUACCAAGUCUGAGAAUACACCUGUACCAGUGCGUCCAUCACCAGAGCAGCUUUCCAAUCUAAUAAAAACAAGCCUUCAUUACCCCGAAUCUUUUAAUCAUCCGUUCCACCAAAAAAGUCUUUGUUUAGUUCCAGUCACACUUGUGCUCACCAAUAGCUCUCAGGCAGAAGUUGAUGUAAUAAUUGAUCUUAGACACAAAACCACAAGUCCCGAAGCGUUAGAAAUCCAUGGAUCUUUCACCUGGUUGGGGCAAACUCAGUACAAACUUCUGCUGAAAAGCCACGAAGUGUUCAGUCUGCAGUUGAAAGCGUGUUUUGUGCACUCUGGAAUCUACAAUCUCGGGACUCCAAGAGUGUUUGCAAAGCUGGCCAACCAAGUCACACUCUUUGAAACCAAUCAACAAAACUCGAUGCCGGCCCUGAUUGUCAUCAAUAAUGUCUGAGUGAUCUACAACUAAGGAUUGGAGGAAGUGUACCAUUAGAUUUCCCCAGGCUCGGGGUAGCCGCUCUUUCCUCUACAGUAUCUACUGCACCAGAGAUCCCAUAGGAAUUUCAUGAAGACUGUUGACUAAUAUUCCUUUAUGCAAGACACUUGGAACUGAUACAUCACUUCCCUGCUUUGUACAGUUAACUCAUUUUAAAUAUUUCCAAGGAAAUAAAACGUUCCUUGUACUAAAUUAAAAUAUUUGAUUUGGUUACUAUGUGCUUACAGCAUUAUCUUUGCUUUCAAACUGUGUAGUGUCCUUGCACACCUUCAUGUAAGAUAUUAAUGUCAUUUGCACUUUUGGUUUCACAGCUUUUUCCCCCUCGAGAAGUAGCUAGACUUUGUUUUGGAGUGUUUUAAAAUUUAAAUACACUCUGUGUGUAGACAAAAGCUAAAUCUAAUGGACGUUUGCAUUGCAUUUGUUAACAGUUUAAUUCAUCUCAGUACAGAAUGCACUAUUUUACACUUCCAUUACAUUGUCUUUCAAGUUGAGUUAUUCCCUUUAUUACAUAACUUUAAAAUUUCAGUUGAUUACAUCAGUAUGAUUUAAAGUCUGCUUUUCCAUAAAUGAUGUAUUAUAUUUAUAACAAAUGUAUUGUAAAUAGAAUAAAACAUACGCCAUAUUUGCUGUU
Rana temporaria (common frog) is the source of this 5146-nucleotide messenger RNA. It is a transcript of the gene TRAPPC8, whose product is annotated as trafficking protein particle complex subunit 8. Lineage: Eukaryota; Metazoa; Chordata; Amphibia; Anura; Ranidae. Gene Ontology annotation, molecular function: protein binding. Gene Ontology annotation, biological process: endoplasmic reticulum to Golgi vesicle-mediated transport; protein localization to phagophore assembly site. Gene Ontology annotation, cellular component: cytoplasmic vesicle; TRAPPIII protein complex; phagophore assembly site. The record is from RefSeq and is a predicted model, not a curated record.